AUGAUGUGCGAGGUGAUGCCAACCAUCAGUGAAGCAGAAGGCCCCCCGGGAGGAAGUGGGAGCCAAGGGUCCAGCUCCCCUUCACAGCCAGAUGCAGAUUCACAUUUUGAACAGUUGAUGGUCUCCAUGCUGGAAGAGAGGGACCGUCUUCUCGACACGCUGAGAGAGACCCAAGAAACGCUGGCAUUAACCCAGGGGAAACUGCACGAGGUUGGUCACGAAAGAGAUUCCUUGCAGAGGCAGCUUAAUACCGCGCUUCCACAGGAGUUCGCAGCACUUACUAAAGAACUAAAUGUAUGCAGGGAGCAGCUUCUUGAAAGAGAAGAGGAAAUCGCGGAGCUGAAAGCAGAGAGGAACAACACCAGGCUGCUCCUGGAGCACCUGGAGUGCCUGGUCUCCCGGCACGAGCGGUCCCUCCGGAUGACGGUGGUCAAGCGGCAGGCGCAGUCCCCCGCCGGCGUGUCCAGCGAGGUGGAGGUGCUCAAGGCGCUGAAGUCACUGUUCGAGCACCACAAGGCCCUGGACGAGAAGGUGAGGGAGCGGCUGCGCGUGGCGCUGGAAAGGUGCAGUUUGUUAGAAGAGGAGCUAGGCACCACGCACAAAGAGCUGAUGAUUCUUAAAGAGCAGAAUAACCAGAAAAAGGUACUAACGGAUGGGGUGCUUGACGUAAGUCACGAGCAGGAAAACACGCCAAGCGCCAAUGGAGAGAGAUCCUCCGACGGCUCUCUGAGCCACGAGGAAGACCUGGCCAAGGUGAUCGAGCUCCAGGAAGUCAUUGACAAGCAGUCGCGGGAGCAGAGCCAGAUGAAGGAGCGCCUGGCAGCCCUGUCUGCCCACGUAACGGAGCUGGAGGAGGACCUGGACACGGCCCGGAAGGACCUCAUCAAGUCCGAGGAAGUGAACACAAAGCUGCAGCGGGAUGUCCGCGAAGCCAUGGCCCAGAAGGAGGACAUGGAGGAGAGAAUCACUACCCUUGAGAAACGCUACCUCGCCGCACAGCGCGAAGCCACCUCUGUGCACGACCUCAACGAUAAACUUGAAAAUGAAAUCGCAAAUAAGGAUUCUAUGCAUCGACAGACGGAGGAUAAAAACCGCCAGUUGCAGGAGCGCCUGGAGCUGGCGGAGCAGAAGCUGCAGCAGACGCUGCGGAGGGCAGAGACGCUGCCAGAGGUGGAGGCUGAGCUGGCGCAGAGGGUGGCCGCGCUCUCCAAGGCGGAGGAGAGGCAUGGCAACAUCGAGGAGAGGCUGCGGCAGAUGGAGGCCCAGCUGGAGGAGAAGAACCAGGAGCUGCAGCGGGCAAGGCAGAGAGAAAAAAUGAAUGAAGAACACAAUAAACGCUUAUCAGAUACCGUGGAUAAGCUUCUGUCUGAAUCAAACGAGAGGCUUCAGCUUCAUCUGAAGGAGAGAAUGGCUGCUCUGGAGGAUAAGAAUUCUCUCCUACGGGAAGUUGAAAAUGCGAAAAAGCAAUUAGAAGAAAUGCAAAACGACAAGGACCAGCUGAUUCUAAACCUGGAAACCCUGAGAGCCGAACUGGAGCAGACGAGGCUGCGAGGGGCUCCCCUCCACCACGGCCGACCGCACCUGGGCAGCGUCCCGGACUUCCGGUUCCCUGUGGCAGAUGGGCCUGCAGACUCCUUCGGUGGGGCGGCGGUCCUGCGGCGCCCCCAGAAAGGCCGGCUGGCAGCGCUGCGUGAUGAGCCGUCCAAGGUGCAGACGCUGAAUGAGCAGGACUGGGAGCGCGCACAGCAGGCCAGCGUGCUGGCCAACGUGGCCCAGGCAUUCGAGAGCGACGUGGACGUGUCUGACGGCGAGGGCGACGGGGCCACGCCCUUCAGCUCUGCCGCCCUGCUGUCCCCCAGUGGGCAGGCCGAUGCCCAGACUCUGGCCAUGAUGCUCCAGGAGCAGCUGGACGCCAUCAACAAAGAGAUCCGGUUGAUCCAAGAGGAGAAGGAGAACACGGAGCAGCGGGCGGAGGAGAUCGAGAGCAGGGUGGGCAGCGGGAGCUUAGACAACCUUGGUCGUUUUAGAUCAAUGAGCUCCAUCCCCCCGUAUCCCGCCUCCUCGCUUGCCGGCUCCUCCCCGCCCAGCAGCGGGCGAUCCACACCCCGGAGGAUGCCGCACAGCCCGGCGCGGGAAGUAGACCGGCUGGGCAUCAUGACUCUGCCUAGUGAUUUAAGGAAACAUCGUAGAAAGCUGCCAGCUUCCCGGGAAGAGGUACGAGAUGACAAGACCACCAUCAAAUGUGAAACCUCGCCCCCCGCCUCGCCGCGGUCCCUGCGGCUGGACCGACUGCACCCAGGGGCGCUGCACGCAGUCAGCCACGAGGACGUCAGGGACGCCCGCAACUCGACCGGCUCUCAGGACGGGCCCGUGAGCAACCCGAGCAGCAGCAACAGCAGCCAGGACUCGCUGCACAAGGCCCCGAAGAAGAAGGGCAUCAAGUCCUCCAUCGGCCGCCUGUUUGGCAAGAAGGAGAAGGGCCGGCCCGGACACCCCGGCAAGGAGGCGCUGGGGCCAGCUGGUGUUUCAGAGACAGAAAACUCAUCUCAGGAUGCCCUCGGGCUCAGCAAAUUGGGAGGACAAGCUGAAAAAAAUCGGAAGCUUCAGAAAAAGCACGAGUUGCUCGAGGAAGCCCGGAGACAAGGCUUGCCUUUUGCACAGUGGGACGGGCCUACUGUUGUGGUCUGGCUGGAGCUCUGGGUCGGGAUGCCGGCCUGGUACGUGGCUGCUUGCCGAGCCAACGUGAAGAGCGGCGCCAUCAUGUCCGCCCUGUCGGACACGGAGAUCCAGCGUGAGAUCGGCAUCAGCAACCCGCUGCACCGGCUGAAGCUGCGGCUGGCCAUCCAAGAGAUCAUGUCCCUGACCAGCCCCUCUGCCCCGCCCACGUCCAGAACGACCACAGGAAAUGUCUGGUUAACGCACGAGGAGAUGGAGACGCUCACGGCCACGCCGCACACGGAGGAUGAGGAGGGAAGCUGGGCUCAGACCCUCGCGUACGGGGACAUGAACCACGAGUGGAUCGGCAACGAGUGGCUGCCCAGCCUGGGGCUCCCACAGUACCGCAGCUAUUUCAUGGAGUGCCUUGUGGACGCGCGGAUGCUGGACCACUUGACCAAGAAAGACCUUCGUGGACAACUGAAAAUGGUUGAUAGUUUUCACAGAAACAGUUUCCAGUGUGGAAUUAUGUGCCUGCGAAGGUUGAAUUAUGACCGAAAAGAACUGGAAAGGAAAAGAGAAGAGAGCCAGAAUGAACUGAAAGACGUGCUGGUUUGGAGCAACGACCGAGUGAUCCGCUGGAUCCUCUCUAUUGGCCUCAAGGAAUACGCGAACAACCUUGUCGAGAGCGGCGUGCACGGGGCGCUGCUGGCCUUGGACGAGACGUUUGACUUCAAUGCGCUGGCCCUCUUGUUACAGAUCCCCACGCAGAACACACAGGCUCGUGCUGUCUUGGAAAGAGAGUUUAACAACCUCUUGGUCAUGGGAACCGACAGAAGGUUUGAUGAAGACGAUGAUAAAAGCUUUAGGAGAGCACCUUCUUGGAGGAAGAAAUUCAGACCAAAGGAUGUCCGUGGCUUAGCUGCCGGGUCCGCAGAGACUCUGCCCGCGAACUUCCGGGUCCCUUCCUCUCUGUCCUCGCCCUCGGUGCAGCCAAAGAAGAUGCAGCUGGACGGUAGCGUGGCGGGAACGCAGAGGCUGGAUUCCGCCACAGUCAGGACUUACUCCUGCUGA
Molecule: messenger RNA, 3729 nt
Organism: Rangifer tarandus platyrhynchus (Svalbard reindeer)
Lineage: Eukaryota; Metazoa; Chordata; Mammalia; Artiodactyla; Cervidae
Source: the annotation of a GenBank genome assembly